AUGACGAACGUUACCAAGGAAACAGAAGCAUUUGUCGAGAACUAUCUAAAAACUACAAGCACACCCAGUUUCCAGCACUUCAUCGACGAAAAUGUCGAAUUUAUUGCACAGAACUCGUAUUUGGGGGACGCGCUCGAAAAAACCUGGACCAACCUAUAUGGGAAGGUUGUGCAACAGGCAAAAGGGCGCAAGAAGCCUGAUUGGGCAGCCGUAGCACUGAAAAUGGUGGAGCUGGCUCGGCCCAAGGCAGACAAUAUCGCAGUCAGGGAAUGCUCGAAAGCAUCAUACCCAACGACUAAAUCACCCGGAUCGACGUCCCUCAAAGUAAAACUGACAACUCUGGACAAAGAAAGGAUUUCGCGAGAGUUAGGACAGUUGUCGAAAAAGAAUUUCUGGAGCCUGGAACGGUCUGAUGAAGCACCGCUGAUCAUAGACCAGAUUGUCAUCGACUUACGAAACAACAUCAGCGAUAACAAUUGGGAUGAUGUUUUCUCGGGUAGAGAUCUGGAUGCUUUAGAAAAUUUUGGUUCUAAGCUAUUCCCUGCGUUGGAUGCUGAAUUAAUUGAUAUCUUAAGCGAUAUUGAAAAGCUGACAACUCCGUCUGAAGCAUAUGAAUUCGGCCGCAAAUUGUGUCAUGAUCCCGUAAAGGAGCCUUUGAAAGCAUGGUUGGUCGUCGAAUUGCAAGAAUUUUCUUGCACUCGCAUCACAGUAAAAGGGAGUGAAGGCUCGAGCAAGGCUAAUGCCGAUGCUUUGAACAAGAAAAGAUCCAUAUCAGCCAUCGAACCAGCCACGAACCGUCGGGUUGGCCGUAAAAUUGACGUGAUUUACAGCGCAAACAGAAAAGAAGUGGGGUGUGUCGAGAUUGGAAAGAACGAAGAUCAGACCAAAGAGAUGAAGGACAGCUUGACCAAAAUGCCGUUAAUCAUGCAUGAUAUGUUGAGCCAAGUGGCAUAUUCACAAAAAUCAUUGCAUCAAGUUCAAAUCCUCGGCUUCGUCAUCAACGGUCAGUGA
Messenger RNA from Zychaea mexicana, 1011 nucleotides. RefSeq lists its product as uncharacterized. NCBI's taxonomy places the organism in Eukaryota, Fungi, Mucoromycota, Mucoromycetes, Mucorales, Lichtheimiaceae. The transcript has 7 exons. The record is from RefSeq and is a predicted model, not a curated record. The coding region runs from base 1 to 1011 and encodes 336 amino acids.